This is a messenger RNA of Linum trigynum, 9826 nucleotides long. Lineage: Eukaryota; Viridiplantae; Streptophyta; Magnoliopsida; Malpighiales; Linaceae. The record is from the annotation of a GenBank genome assembly.
AUCACAUGACAAUAUAAGAAAAAUCGACAAGCAUUUGUAUAUAUAAUUUCUAAAAGGAAGGGACUGCAAAGAACUGUACCCACCAACCCACUAAGGUCAAAAUUGUUGCUCUCCGUGGUUCUGGAUCCGACGUCUUGCAUCUGUGCGAUCUCUCGAAAUGGGUAAACUCGCUUGAAAGAUCAAGCUCCCUGGUUUCUUUUGACUUUAUUACGAUUACUUGCUGCUUGUAGGUUUUGGUUGUUUGAUUCAUUUGAUCCAUCUGUGAUAUUCUAGUGAGCGAAAACCCUUUCAAUCGGAUACUGAAGGCACUCGAGAAGCCUGGUGGUGGUCAAUUCGGAAUGUACUACAGCUUGCCAGCUCUUGAUGAUCCUCGAAUUGGCAAGUGUUUUUAUUUUCUUCUUUCUUUUCCCUCUUCUAGUCUGUGAUUAGAGUUUUGGAUUUGAUGAGGACUGGGAAAAGUGACGAAUCUUUCCCGAGUGAUGUGACGAAAAAGAUCUGAACUUUGUUUAGAAAUGAAACUCCUUCCCUAUUACAUUCUCGUUGAACUUUUGGCCAAAACGUAUACAAGAUCCAUUUCUGGAAAAGAUGCAGCAGCUGCUUUUUCUAGGCUUUAAUCCUGUGGCGAUGGUGGUGGGGGUGGCAACUGUUGUUGAUGGCUGUACCUGGAAGAUUUUAGAUUUAAAGCACUUUUCAGUUUAAAAAAUCGCCCUUUUUGUAUUUUCUGUUAACAUUCGUAACUUUCGAAAUUUGGUGAGUUCUUGCGGAAAUCAUUGAGCUUUUGGCUUGUGGGGACGGUGUCGUGACUGUCUGUGAUGCAGAUAAGCUGCCAUAUUCGAUCAGGAUCCUUCUAGAAUCAGCCAUUCGUAACUGCGAUGAGUUCCAGGUUAAGAGUAAUGAUGUGGAGAAAAUCAUUGACUGGCAGAACACUGCCCCAAAACUUGUUGAAAUACCAUUCAAGCCUGCUAGAGUACUGCUUCAGGUGACUGGCUAGCUUCGGCCUUUCAAGUAAUUUUUUUCCCAAGUGUUUUCGUUCGGGGAAGUUUUGAUGAUCAAAGUUUUGGUUUUGCGUUCAGGAUUUUACUGGUGUUCCUGCUGUUGUUGAUCUUGCAUGUAUGCGUGAUGCCAUGAACAAUCUUGGAGGAGAUUCGAGCAAAAUUAACCCAUUGGUUCCAGUUGAUCUUGUCAUUGAUCACUCGGUUCAGGUGGAUGUGGCAAGGUCGGAAAAUGCAGUGCAGUCAAACAUGGAACUCGAGUUUCAAAGAAACAAAGAAAGAUUUGCUUUUCUCAAGUGGGGUUCAAGCGCAUUUGACAACAUGCUUGUUGUUCCUCCUGGAUCUGGUAUAGUCCACCAGGUAAAUUUGGAAUACCUUGGGAGAGUUGUGUUCAACACCAAUGGCUUGCUUUACCCUGAUAGUGUUGUCGGGACAGAUUCACAUACAACAAUGAUAGAUGGUCUGGGUGUUGCUGGCUGGGGAGUUGGUGGGAUUGAAGCUGAAGCCACAAUGCUUGGCCAGCCCAUGAGCAUGGUCCUCCCGGGUGUUGUUGGAUUUAAGCUGUCAGGAAAGCUAAGAAAUGGUGUCACAGCCACUGACUUGGUUUUGACAGUGACUCAGAUGCUAAGGAGGCACGGGGUUGUUGGCAAGUUUGUAGAGUUCUAUGGUGAAGGCAUGAGCGAACUGUCAUUGGCUGACCGUGCCACCAUUGCCAACAUGUCUCCUGAAUAUGGUGCCACAAUGGGAUUCUUUCCUGUGGAUCAUGUCACACUACAAUACCUAAGACUGACUGGCAGAAGUGAUGAAACUGUAGCUAUGAUUGAGUCAUACUUGAGGGCGAACAAAAUGUUUGUGGACUACACUGAGCCACAGACAGAGAGAGUUUAUUCUGCUUAUCUAGAAUUGCAGCUGGAGGAAGUAGAGCCCUGCAUAUCCGGGCCUAAGAGGCCACAUGAUCGUGUUCCUUUGAAAGAAAUGAAAUCUGAUUGGCAUUCGUGCUUGGACAGUAGAGUGGGAUUUAAGGGUUUUGCUGUACCAAAGGAAGCUCAGAGCAAGGUUGCAGAGUUCGAUUAUCUUGGCACCAGUGCACAACUUAGACACGGGGAUGUUGUUAUAGCAGCUAUUACAAGUUGCACAAACACCUCGAACCCUAGUGUAAUGCUUGGAGCUGCACUGGUUGCAAAGAAAGCUUGUGAGCUAGGAUUGGAGGUUAAACCAUGGAUUAAGACAAGUCUUGCUCCAGGAUCUGGUGUUGUCACGAAGUACCUACAGAAGAGUGGCUUGCAGAAGUAUUUGAAUCAGCUUGGGUUUCACAUUGUUGGGUAUGGAUGCACAACUUGCAUUGGCAAUUCAGGAGAUAUUCAUGAAGCAGUAGCAGCAGCUAUUACAGAAAAUGAUUUGGUGGCUGCUGCUGUAUUAUCUGGGAACAGGAAUUUUGAGGGUAGGGUGCAUCCAUUAACGAGGGCCAAUUAUUUAGCUUCCCCUCCGCUUGUCGUUGCAUAUGCUCUUGCUGGAACAGUUGACAUUGACUUCGAAACUGAACCAAUUGGCAUAGGAAAAGAUGGGAAAGAGAUAUUUUUCAGAGAAAUAUGGCCCUCUACUGAAGAAGUUGCUGAAGUUGUACAGUCAAACGUGCUGCCUGAUAUGUUUAAGGCUACUUACCAAGCAAUCACCAAAGGAAACCCAAUGUGGAAUGACUUAUCAGUAUCUGCACAGAGUCUCUAUGCAUGGGAACCAACAUCAACAUACAUUCACGAACCACCUUACUUCAAGGGCAUGACCAUGUCUCCUCCUGGUCCUUACUGCGUGAAAGAUGCUUACUGCUUGCUCAGUUUUGGAGACAGCAUUACCACAGAUCACAUUUCCCCUGCUGGUAGCAUUCACAAAGACAGCCCGGCAGCUAAGUAUCUUAUGGAACGUGGGGUUGAUCGAAGAGACUUCAAUUCUUAUGGCAGCCGACGUGGUAACGAUGAGGUGAUGGCUAGGGGCACAUUCGCGAAUAUUCGCAUCGUCAACAAAUUCUUAGGUGGAGAAGUUGGUCCCAAGACCAUCCAUAUUCCCUCUGCAGAGAAACUUUCCGUCUUUGAUGCUGCCAUGAGGUACAAGAGUGAAGGGCAGGACACGAUCAUUUUGGCUGGUGCAGAGUAUGGAAGUGGAAGUUCUCGUGAUUGGGCGGCAAAGGGUCCAAUGCUUCUGGGUGUGAAAGCUGUAAUUGCAAAGAGCUUUGAGAGGAUUCAUCGCAGCAACUUGGUGGGGAUGGGUAUCAUCCCAAUGUGCUUCAAGACGGGAGAGGACACAGAGACACUUGGCUUGACUGGCCAUGAACGCUUCACCAUCGAUCUCCCGAGCAGCAUCAGUGAGAUCAGACCUGGUCAAGAUGUGAAGGUGACAACAGAUAAUGGCAAGUCUUUCACCUGCACAUUGCGUUUUGAUACAGAGGUGGAACUUGAAUAUUUCAACCAUGGAGGCAUCCUGCAGUACGUGAUCAGGAACUUGAUUGGCUCCAAUCAGUGAAAUGAAUGGGAUGGUCAUUUCCAACAGCAAAAUGGAAGGCUAAUUUCGCUACUGUGGCGAGAGUGAGCAUUGCAUGCUUGCUUGGGCUGUUGGUUGUCCAUUGAAGUCAGCUGUUUUCUUCUACAUUUGGCCCCAUAGUGGAAUGGACAUGCUUGGGGUGUUGGUUCAACGAACAAUGCUGUUUCUAUUCAUAAAAAAAAAAGCUGUUUCUCAAUGUAAUAAAUAUCAAUAAACUAAUAGACGGAUGUUAGAUUUCUGUUGACUGCUUGAAUGUUGAAGAAGAGAAUAUUAUCCUCUUUUAUAUCGGGACAGAGAGCCCCUACAUACAUUCCUUGCCUACAUUGAAUGUCAAGUUCGGAACUUUUUUUUCUGAUAGAACACGCCGGUUUGGCUAAUAUGAGUAAUUGCUUUUGGCUCAAAUAUUUUGAAUGAUAAUACGCGAAAACAGACUUUUCCUUUUAACAUUAAUAAUACUCAGUUAACAUAAUAAUUUACAUAUUUUUCAAUUGAUUAAUAUUUUAAGUUCAAGCUAUCAAUUUUUAUUUACAAAUUUGUGUUGCUAGCGUAGAAUUCAAACCAAGUUAUUCUAAUAUUUACUCAAUCUCGACCGAUGAACUAAAAAGUCAUAAAUUAAGUGUUAAUCACAUGAUAAUAUUAAGGGUUAAUACUACUAGGAAACCCAAACUAUUAAAAAAGUAUCAUUUUGUGUACCAAACUAUUCAAUAUGACAUUUAUGUCCCAACGUAUGAUAGAUUGAUAGUUGUGUGUCAUUUGUGUUCUGAUGAUUUUGUUGACCGUAAUAAAUUACGGUUGAUAAGACGGUGGUCAACUUAAUGUUGAUUUUUGUUGACGUGGCAAAAACAUGAAAGUCACGUAGAUGCCACGUCAUUGACACAUAAUUUUUUUAAUUUAAAAUUAAAUAGAAACUAAAAUUAAGAAAUUAAAAAAAAUGCGUACGGCGAUUCCGAGGAAGACAACCUCCAACUUCUCCAGGUUCUGCCGCCGGAGAACGAAAUUCAGACUUUCUCACCAAUCUCCGGCAGCUUGGUAAGCCUCAGACUUCCUCAUUAAUCUCCGGCUAACUCGCUACAAUCAACGUCGUCUUCUCCGGCAGCGCUCCCAGCUCCAAUAAGCAUCUUCUCAAGACGUUCCCAACUUGCUAGUCGCCUGGUCCAUUCCUCCUUCGGCGAAGAAUUCUCACUUUGUUCGUCUCUCUCUCUCUCUCUCUCUCUCUCUCUCUCUCUCUAUAUAUAUAUAUAUAUAUAUACUCGUGGCUCGUAAGCUGACUCACUCCGACUAUCACACUAAAAUCUCACCUAAGGGCCAAGUAUAAACCUUAGAUGGGUGCAAUAUAUGACAAGUAUGUUUAAAUAUCGAUCCGGGCCGGCCCAUGUACCCCUACUUCGAUUGUUUGAAACAUUAUCUAGCGGAUUGUUGUUUUGAGAAAAUCUCUACAAUCUACUAUUGAAAAGCAAGACUUAAAAAGUAAAGUGGAGGAAAACUAUUGGUGAGAAACUUCUCUUGGGUGUUGCUUCCCCCUAACCAACUACCAUGAAUCGUGGGAUCGAAUGAAAUGGUGUGUACCAAGGCAAUUGCGACCCGUAGGAGGUGCAACAAUGGUUAGAAACCAUCUCUCAAUUGCUAGGCCAAGGGAAACAUUAGGGGCUACAAUUGUAGCCCUCUUGGCCCAAUCAAUUGAGGUUGACUUACCUUCUCCCUCAAACCAAGGUUUGGACGACAUAAUCAUAGUUAACCUAGGUGUCUAAUCCAAGUUAGAGGUUUGCCCUUCAUUAACCUAGUUAGGACUUAGUAGGCACGGAAUGCCUAAGAAAACCCAGAUUGAUUUGAGCCUCUUAAUAUAAGGGGGCUUCUCUCUAAACUUGGUUAGAAUGGCACAAUAGAUUGCCAAGCACAAAAAAUGCACAAUCACCAUGAAAAAUACCUCAAUACUUAAAUAAAACACUACCAUCAAAUAAUCAUUCAAUCCACACAAUCCGUUACAUGGUAAAAGUUAGGGUUCUACAACACUCAAGUGAAAAGGGAAACUACUCCAUGCUAGACAAUGGAAGAACACAAAAGAGGAAGAAAGAAACCAUCAUUGUGAUGCCUCCAACUAUCCUUGUGCUUGUAGAGAUCCUCCUUGGAAGAGUAACUUCCAAAAUCUUCACAUGGACCAAACCCUAGCAUCUUCUCCCCCUUGGUUCGUGACUUUCUCUCUCUAGUGUUUCAAGAAGAAGAGGCUUUCACUCACUUUUGGCUCUCCCUCUUCUUCCUUUCAGCUCUCAUUAUGUACUGAGAUCGCGCCCAGUUCACGGCUGUGAAUAUCAGGACGCGUCCGUGAACUGUGAGCAAAACGCGUCGCUUCACUUCUGGUCUUCACGGUCCAUUGCCCCAGUUCACUGUCUUAGCAAUCUUGAACUGCCUUGGCGUUAGUAACCUCUGAACCCCCUCUGGACGCUUCGCGGUUCACGGUUUGUGGUUCCACUUCACGGCAAGGUCCAUGAAACAGUACCGGAAGUCAUACCGGAUUCGUCUAUGGUAGGGUAUUUUGUGGUACAACCGUGUUUCAACCGUUUUGUAACGCUAAAAUACCGUUUUUAAAAUAAAAAAAAUAAUUUUUUAUAAUUAUACAGUACCGAAAAAAUCAUAGUACCGUUCCGGAAUAAUACCGGAAUAAAACCGAGAUAUACCGGAUAACAAGUUGUAAAUUAUUAAAUACCUACAACCGUCAACAACGUGCAACAUUACAAUUAUACACACUUCAACAAAUAUAUACACUUAAUGCUAAGAGUAAAAAGUUUGAAGACUGAUUUGUAUUUUUCUAUUUAUUAAAUUAUAAUAAUUUACCUUUAGUAUAUAUAAUUAUAAUAAUUAAAACAUUAGAAACUAACCCUUAACCUAACAAUUAACAACCGACCCUAUCUCAUUCUCUCCCCGUUCCCGCCGCUCCGCCUCCCUCUCUCUAAUCAAACUCUCCCCAAAAAAUAAUCAGGCUCCGUCUCUCUCUCUCCCAACCCCCCCCCCCCCCCCCCCCCCGACGUUCUUUCAUCUCUCUGCCGCGACCUUCCAUCUCUCCGCCGCGACCUUCUCGAAUCAGCUCGACAUGGAUCUUGAACGACAAACAACAAGAAGAAUGAAUCGGGAGAGGAAAAACGGAGAAUCCUUGUCGUUGCUUCCUCCGGGAAGACAAACAACGAAUCGACGAACGGUAAGGAACAACGAAUCGACAAACGAUGAUAAUAGUGGACCAGAUCUCCAGGGAGGAAGACGAAGAGCAGGUGAAAAGAAGGGGCUUGACUUUGGAAUCUUUUUUCGUUGGGCGCGGCUAUAUCCGAUUGUCGACGAGAAUGAAGAGUUAGGAUUUUGGAAAUCCAAAAUCUGUUAUUUUUGAAUUUCUCUUCUUAAUUUUCUUCCAAUAAUAGGACAGAGUUCUGUUUAAGUGGGUUGAUUUUUCGUUGUAAUUAAAGAAUCGGCGGUUGAAUCAAAACCGACCGGUAUUUCUCUGGAAGCCGGUUCGACCACAAAUACCGGCCGGUACGACAAUUUCUCUGCACUUCAGGUAUCGUUCCGGAUUUGGCCCUAUUUCCGGUUUUACCGGUUCAACCGCUCGGUCCGAUCCGGUUUCCUGGGCCAUGCUUCACGGUCCUGGCGACCGUGAACUGUGGCUGAAAACUCCUCUUUGCCCGGUCCUUGCUCCUUUUCUUCCAACGUUCGACUCCGGGAUUGGUUUCACCUGUUAGACUCUGAAACACAUUGAAACACAAGAAACCUAGCGUAAAAUCAAUCUUUUUGGAGCUCAAUUGCCACAACCGUCUAAGAGAAACGGGGAUAAAAAUUGUACAAUUAGACCCGAAUCAUAAGCCAUGAAUGGCGCCCAAAACUCUAAUCCCUAAUUUUAGUUCGUAGAAAACCAUGGAACCGAAUUCAUCAGUGAAUGAAGAUGGCUGCGAGAAAACCCCGGAUUCCUCAGUGACGACGCUCUCUCGACCAACAACUAGACCUCCUCGUCGGCCUUCAUAAAUUAUUUUAUAUAAAUUGGGUAGUUAAAUGGAUUUUAUUCAAUUAAUUAAAUAUUUCAAAUUAUUGUUUGGAGCUUGUUGGUUGUGAUUUUGAAUCUUAAUAGUGAUUAUUUACAUGUUUAUUUAUUCUUAACUAGAUUUAAAAUUUAUAUUUUAAAAAAAAAUUAAGCAAUUAACAUUGCAAGUGUCAAUGUCUUCAUAAUUGAGAUGUUUUUUUAUUCUUCUAAAUUCGAGAAUUGUGAUAUAGCAAUUAUGUUGUAGCUUAUUGUGAGAACUUACAUAGGAAAAGUUUUAUCAUAGAUAAAAUUAUUAUUUCAUGAGAACCCAUGUCACAUGGGAUCAAAUCGAAAGUCUUUUAAUAUUUUUAAAAUUUUGCAUGGCUAUAAAACAAAUAUUAUUAUAAAUAGUUCAGAAACAAUUAGUAUUAUUGUUUGGAUGUGUAAGCAAAUAUUUUGGCGUAAAUAGUAUACCGUUAUUAUUAUUUGGAAAAUUAAACAAUUCUUAUGGUUCUAGAUGAUACCUAGUGAUAACUAAUAACUUCAAAUAAUAACAAUAAAUUGACUUUUUCUCUUGUCUCUCAUCCAUAUCUUCACAGAUCUACAGUCUCUAUAACACGCUGAAUCUUUGUCCGAUGAAAACAUUGUCCGUUUUAGGCCUUGAUCCUGACGGUUUUGGAAUUGGGGUGUAAUUCAGAUGACUUCCUAUAAGGUCACCCAUCAUUGUGGUACUCCACAUUGAGCACGUUUAACUUUAGAGUUCUUGAUUCGGUCCAAAUUGUACACAUUUUUUACCCCUCAUUUCUUGAUAGUUUGACUUUGCAUUUCAUCGUCCCUCGACCUAUUUUACGCUAGGUUGUGCUUUUUUUGUUGUAUUUCAGGUCCUAGUACGUGUGGGAAGGUCGAUGACAAGUUUCGGGGCGAUUGGAGGUCGAAAAUGCCAAAAAGUGAAGGAAAGUCCUGAUUCGGGUCUAAUUGUACACAUUUUAUCCCCGUUUUGCUUAGACGUUUGAUGCAUUUGUACUCUUUGAGGCGUGAUUUUACGCCAAGUUGCACUUUGUUUGAGUAUGUUUCAGAUCCUAGUAGGUGAAACUGACCUCGGAAUCGAAAGUGAGACGUAAAGGAGCGAAAAUGAGUCAAAGGGUGGAAGCAGUUGAGGAUCACGAUGGAUGAUGAGUUUUCACGGUCUUAUGGACCGUGAAAAGGGCGCCCAAGCCGUGAAGCGCUGAAGUUCCAGAAGCAAAAUGCACACCUCACUGGAUCCCAGUCAGUUCACGGUCGCAAGACCGUGAAGCGCCAAAGAGUCUAGAAGCAAAAUGUACACCUCACUGGAUCCUAGUCAGUUCACGGUCGUAAGACCGCGAAAUCAUGCCCCAGACCGUGAACAGACUAAGUGAAAAUGGUGCGGAUUUGCUCGACAUCACGAUCCAGGAAGGAUGUUCACGGUCCAGGAAGGAUGUUCUCGACAUCACAGUCAAACAUUUAUUCCGUCAGCAACCCUGUAUGUAGUGCUGAGCUAAGAGUGAUGUGGCUUCCUUGUCACUUUGUUUUUUUUGCCAUAGAUAGAUUGUUAAUAGAUAGGACAUUACAAAUUGUUGAAAAGUAAAAGCGGUAGUCAACCUUGUGUUGAGCUAACGAUGCAAGGGCCGUUUUAGUCAGCAAUGGGUAGCCUUGUUAGUAUGACUAGGAGCAUAAAUAAACGAAUAAUGCAAAUGAAGUCUUCAUGCGACAAACUUCUUGAAGGACCAAAUUGUUUUUUCUUGAAGAACAAGAUCGUUGAGGACAAACCUCACAUCUCCAAUAGAUCGAGUUCCAAUUGGACAACAGUAGAGUUUAUGUUCAAGCUAUCCCGCAGAAGAAAAAAAAAAAAAACACAUAAACAAACCCCUAAAGGGACAAAACAAUGUUCAAGUACCAUCGGGCCUCCACCAGAAAUGCUCUACAAGCCAUAUGAACUACUCCACCUGAAAGACGGGGAAAAAAGCAGCUAAGCAAACCUAGCUAAACAUAGCAAGCAUCAGACUGUCAUGGCAAGAGGGGAUAAGACAAAGCCAUGUGUCCUCCUCUGGUGCUUCAUCAAGAAGGAUACAAAGUGAAGCGGUACAUCUAAAGUGGAGAGUGAAAGACAACAAAAAUACGUCAAGAAUCAACAGAAACAACCAAAAAGUUUUAACAAUACUAGCCUCAUGACUAAUUAUUAAGAAACUCCGACACUAAAACAAUAACACAAUUUCUUGUGCAAACUUAUAAUAAGGAUCAUUUGACACUCAUCUAAUAAAAAUUCAAAUAAAACAACAAUAUAAGA